GGUUGGGUACGGUCAAGUGGUGAGGCUGAGGAGGCUGGUUGGCUGAGCAGAGGCCUGGGUACUUGCUUGGGUAGUGUGGGAGUGACGGUCGUGGGUGUUGGUCGUUAGCUGCUCUUGUCCUGAAGUUGUCUUCCUCGUAAACAGGUGAAAUAAAAGCGAUGCCGAAGAAGGGUGAAUGUGGGGUGUGCUUCACGAAGUACAAGGAGGGUGAUGUGGAACUCUGCCCCCUCGCUUGCGGCCACAUCCUAUGCAGCUCCUGCACCACGACCCUGAUCCAAAAGUCCUCCAACGCCAUCGUCUGCCCCUUCUGCCAGGGAACCAAAACCAUUGCCCUCAUCUGCGACGACGCGAACACCGCCGCCCAAAGUCGCAAGCCUGAUAAGAAGAAGGUUUUGAACCGUCCCGUUUUCUUGAAGAGUCAUCCCAAUGUGUGUCUCAUCCAGAGUAGCAGCGAACCCACCCUCACCGUCCUAUCUGUUACCCCGGGAGGUUUUGCCGUCAAGAGCCACACCGAGCUCCCGAUGAAGUCCACCAAGAAGAAGAAGUAAGCAUGUUCCUUCCUGCGGUGAUGUUCUGUGUCCGUGAUCACGUGUCUUCCAUCUGUCCUUCAAUAGGUUUCUUCCAUGUGUCCGUGAUUAUGUAUCUGCCAUACUUGACAGUGUAGUGAUAAUGUCUGACUCACAACGUAUCUGAAUGUCGCCCGUCUGGUGGUGGUAUUGCUGCUUCGGAAUAAAAUUUACUUUAA
Homarus americanus (American lobster) is the source of this 745-nucleotide messenger RNA. RefSeq lists its product as uncharacterized. The transcript is spliced from 2 exons. The coding region runs from base 159 to 548 and encodes 129 amino acids. Lineage: Eukaryota; Metazoa; Arthropoda; Malacostraca; Decapoda; Nephropidae. The record is from RefSeq and is a predicted model, not a curated record.